AAGUCUUCUUUUUCAUAUCCGGUCUGAUAUCUACCUUAUAUACCCCAUCAUCCCCGGACCCGGUAACUGUCCUACAACUCCCUCGACUUCCAACUCGUCGUUUACCUUUCCACCAAACAACCAGCUCGGAAGUGCAAUUCGAAAAAGACUUGGACUUGGAUCGCGGUGGUGGAAAAAGUAACAUGGGAUUGGCCAACCAAACGAGCACAACAGAACACUCAUCCCUACGACGACUGGAGCAGGCUGAUUGGACUCGGUGAUCUUCCCGCGCAGCAAACAUGGCUCCCCCAUCUGCCGCAGAGCACUAUCUUGAGCAACCCACGUAUGAUGAUCCUCCUGAGAACGGCUCAUACGAGAAAAGUCAAAACGAACCUCAAGAACAUGACGAUAACCCACCAGGUGGAUUCGACCCAACUCCACUCCCCGACGCUCCUCCCGGAUAUACCAUCAAAAUCACCUUCCACAAGGCCAUCAACCUCCCAGUGGCCGAUAUUCAGACAGUAUCCGCCGAUCCAUACAUACAUGCCACGCUGACUGCUGAUGUCCCGAAGCGACACCCGGAAGACCCUCCUCUCACACGAAGGACGCGGACUAUACAUCGGAGUCUCGAGCCGGUAUGGGAGGAAGACUGGAUUGUUGCCAAUGUGCCAGCUACAGGAUUCGAACUCAAGUGCCGCCUAUACGACGAGGACUGGCCAGACCAUGAUGACCGACUGGGCAAUGUUACCAUCAGGGUAGAUCACCUAGACGAGGACUGGCCGGGAUUCGGACUGGAUGGCAAGUUCUUCGAAGUCAGGAAGCGUUCGGGCAGCAAACGGGCAUAUUUCCACAAGGGCAUCGAGGCCUUCAUGCAUGGACUGAAAUGGACAACACCUCAGAUACACAUCAGCGUUAAUGUCCUCGGCGUCUCGGACCCCCCUCAUGCUCAGAUGUGCACUCUGGGUCCUACCUAUUGGGUCAAGCACUUCAGUCCCAUGAUUGGGCGGCUGACCGGUGUGACGGCCGGUGAUGAGAGCGAUGACAACAGCAAGAUGCCACAGAAAUACGACUUCCAAGCCAACGAAAUCCAACUUGCUGGGCCAGUUCCCCCGAAACUAUACCACCGAUUCGUUGAGUUCCGCCCCAUCAUCGGCAAGAUGUUUUCGCAAAAAGGUUUCAGGGGCCACGUCCUGAACAAAGUUCUUCACAAGCAACACAGGCGGAUCUACAAUUACGACUCCAGUACCGAACACGGCAUAUUCGCAGAAUGCAGCAAGGAAGCAUCCGUGCAGUUUCUCAAGAUGGCGCACUAUGCGGAAGGAGGUCGCAUCUUCACCUACGUGCUCACCUUGGACGGCUUGCUGCGCUUCACCGAAACUGGCAAGGAGUUCGGUAUUGAUCUACUGAGCAAGCACACCAUGCACUCAGACGUGGCGACGUAUAUCGCUUGUUCGGGCGAGUUUUUCAUCAGACGUAUCGCCAAGCACCACAAGCCCCAUCACAACAACAACUGCGACAACGGUCUCAGUCACGAGACGCACGACCACCCAGGCGCAUCCGAGUCCUCUCGAGACCCGGAAGACUAUGAGCUCAUCAUCGACAACGACAGCGGCACCUACCGGCCAGACAAGUGCGUCCUGCCCGACCUGCAGGCGUUCCUCCAGCGGCAGUUCCCGGGUCUGCACAUUCGGGCCUUGGACUGCGGCGACGAGGAGCACCAGAAGGCCAAGAAGGAGCAGCUGGAGAUCAAGAAGAAGGAGGGUCCCAAGGUCCGGAUGGUGCUGAACCGCAGCCCGAGCUCGAGCAGUUUUAGCUCGGACGACGAGAGUCGCCUGGGAGACCUGGAUUCGUUGGAUGAUGAUGCGCCGAGGUACAAGAGCAAGAAGGAGAGGGCGUUCGACAUGGUGGAGGAUCCGAGCACGUGGAGGAAUUGGGUUCCCGGUAUGAACAGCGGCGGGCACGGGCACACGGAGCACGCGAGUGGGAGUGGGAAUGGGAAUGGGAAUGCUGAAGGAAGCGGAGUGACCAAGACGGUUUAGGGAUCUGUCUCGGCUGUUUUUCGCAAGUGAUACCAUGAUAUAAGAGUAUGAGUUUGGAGCGGUGAUGGAUCAUGUUUAGUGACGAGUAUAAUGGAAUAGAUUCGAAAGAGGGUGGUUAUAUAUCUUUCAGCAACUCAUACUGCAGGCCCAAAGGUGCUUAGCUUCUGUUAGCUGGCUGGCUGGGUUUUGCCGUUGGAUAGGCGUUUAUGGGCUUUGGAGCAAGGCGGACUCGUUGCGUUAUGAUAUACCGAAGAACAACGUUAACCAUUACGAAAAGGAUUUGUUAUUCUG
Molecule: messenger RNA, 2309 nt
Organism: Neurospora tetraspora
Lineage: Eukaryota; Fungi; Ascomycota; Sordariomycetes; Sordariales; Sordariaceae
Exons: 2
Coding region: 279-2018 (579 amino acids)
Biological process (GO): positive regulation of gene expression
Source: RefSeq, a predicted model, not a curated record